This is a messenger RNA of Talaromyces atroroseus, 1134 nucleotides long. RefSeq lists its product as hypothetical. The record is from RefSeq and is a predicted model, not a curated record. Gene Ontology annotation, cellular component: cytoplasm; membrane. NCBI's taxonomy places the organism in Eukaryota, Fungi, Ascomycota, Eurotiomycetes, Eurotiales, Trichocomaceae. The coding region runs from base 1 to 1134 and encodes 377 amino acids. The transcript is spliced from 6 exons.
AUGGCGGAUAACGGUAUCCAGCCAUCCGAUGAGCUAGAUCGCUUUAGCACCUCGUUUCCUUUGCCUUUUCGUGUAGCAAUUCUUCUUGUGGCAGGCUUCUGGGGAUGGGGCAUUAAUUUACAUUACUUGUCAUCGGCGAAGAUAGAUGUUCCUGCAUUGAUUCGAUAUCCUUCUCGGCAAUCACCGCACCAAGUAACGCAUCACCAGUCAACGUACCACCUAGCUACUCUUCUCACGAUUCCUUUGGCGGUGUGUCUGCUUUUGUUUUGGAGUAUCACACAUGGCUCGUCAGAGAGGGUACUCGCUUGGGAGAUCAUUCCGCAGAGCUACAUUGUCCUCUUUCUAGUCAUUCUACUAUUCCCAUUCCAUCGUCUUUCCCGAAAUGGACGUGCGCGGUUCUUCGCUUCUCUUCGCCGAAUAAGUGUGGGGGGAUUAGCCGAGGCGCAGGAUGGGAAGUUUGGAGAUGUACUUCUGGCCGAUGCCUUGACGAGCUAUUCCAGGGUUCUUGCGGAAGUCUAUAUCAACUACUGCAUGUUUAUCUCUUCAACUAAGUCGAGUACCGGGAAGCCCGAUCUUCGGCGCGCGGGGCACAGGAGCGAUGGAUGGGGUGGACAGCAUCUGGCAAACGCCCUGAAAUAUACCACUGCAUUUCCCGUCAUCAUAUUCAGCAAUUUGGAGCGCAACUACAACCGAGAGACGUCACAUGUGCUCAGUGAAAUUGCCGUUUCGCGUUUAUGGGCGCUCUUCUGUUUCGUAAACUCUGCUUAUUCCUUCUACUGGGACGUCACCAAAGAUUGGGAUCUCACCUUACUUACACCAAAGAACCGCCUCUGGCACCAAGAGUACCCGUUCGGUCUUCGUCCUCGCCGCAUGUUCCCCAGAAACGAGAUGUAUUACGGAGUAGUCGCUAUUGACCUCGUGUUGCGAUUUACCUGGCUGUCUCGUCUCUCGCCUCAUCUGGACAAAGUCAAUGACUUUGAAAGCGGCAUUUUCCUCCUUAUGUUCCUGGAAAUCGCGCGACGAUGGAUGUGGAUAUUCUUUCGCGUGGAGACUGAAUGGGUUCGAAAUAACCGCGGCCCUGCACUAGAUGAUAUAUUAUUGAGUGAUUUCAGUGGCAAGUUUGAUGAGGAUUAG